UAUUAAUAUUCUUAUCUAUAAUCCUUUGAGAAUGAUUUAUUUGAUAUUAAAGAAUAUUUGCUAACUUUCAUAUUGAAUAUUCCGAUCAGAAUAUCCUAGGACACAAUCGUUUUUAUUCGAAUUUGUUUUAUUUCUUUUGACUCGUUCAAGGUAAAUUAGAAAGGACGUGGAUAAAAUGUGAAUUCGUUUUUCGUUACCUUCUCUUUCUCAUCCUCAUCUUUCUCUCCCCACCACGUGGCCCUUACCGUUGCCCCUUCACGGUUUGAUGUUUCCCCUUCUACUGAUUUUCACGUACAUUCGCAGACGUCUUGUGCUCCCACCCUGACAGUGUCCCUGUAUCCUCGCAACACUCCUUCCUCAUACGGUGGUGAACGGGACAGUUUUCGCACGACGCGCCCUUUCAUCAAAGCCACACACAGCAGCCGACUACGAUCAAAGGAACAAAGUUACAAGUCAAACUAAGCAAACAAGGAAAAAUAUUUUUAAACGUCCAACUUCGAUUAGUGACAGGAAUCGUGUGUUUCGUUAUCGUGACAAGAUGUGAUUUUAAAGGAUGAUCCUUACACUAACUAUAUAACUGGGAAAGAAAUUCUUAUGGAUUGUGCUUCAGAAACAAUGCGAUCUUCACGAUAACGAGGAUCAAAUCGGAUCGUUGGAGAGAGAGUUUAAGAGGCUGAAGACUCCUUCUUCUUCUUCUUCUUCUUCUUUUUCUUCUUCUUUUUCGGAAGUGGAAGAAGUGGAGGUGGAGGAAACUAGUCCUGAAGAAAAAGAGACACUUAUGAUUAAAAAAGAAUAGAACAAAUUCUUUUGUGUGAUACGUUUAGGUUUUGUAUUUUGGAAUUAUAACAGCAAAGAAGAUCCUAAAUCCAAACAUGGGGAAUGGGAUGAACAAGGUACUUCCAGGCCUUUAUGUUGGUAAUUAUCAAGACAGUAAGGACGCAGAUCAACUGGAAAGGUUUGAGAUAACUCAUAUCCUGGCUAUUCACGAUACAGCUCGUAGAUUACAUUCUAAUAAACAUUAUUUAUGUAUCCUAGCAGCAGACAGACCGGAUCAAAAUCUUUCACAAUAUUUUUCUUUAUGUAAUGAUUUUAUUCACGCGGCACGAUUGCGCGGUGGCAACGUUUUAAUACAUUGCCUGGCAGGCAUGUCGAGAAGUGUGACAGUCGCAGUCGCUUAUAUUAUGAGCACCACAAAUCUAUCCUGGAAGGAGGCACUUAAGGUUGUGAGGGUAGGACGUUCUAUCGCCAAUCCAAAUGCUGGCUUUCAACAACAACUCGAGGACUUUGAAUCAAGCCGUCUUCAGGAAGAACGACGAAGAUUGAAAGAAAGAUUUCCUAGUCUCGCGUUAGCAGAAACCGAUGCAGAAGCAUGCAGAGCAACCCUUAAAAAUUAUGAGGCAUUGGUGCAAGCACGAGAAGUGUGCGAAGGCAAGUGUGCAAUGGGUCGUCCUUGUCCUACUGGACUUUGUCGUCAACCGUCCAAAAGGACUUCCAGAAGACGAUCGUCUUCCAGUAGUUCCGGAAAUUUAACGCCUGGUAGAACACCACCGCAAACACCAAGAAUGCUUCCAUCCGCACCACCCUCGCCAGCCAUGCCUAGAUCAGCCAGCGUUAUGUCCACUAGUCGGCCAAGGAGUGGUCCUGCAGGGUUACAUUCCUAUACAGGAUCUGCACCUCCUUCCAGAGCUGUUUCAAGGGUGGAUCUGUCAACUGCCGUAGCAUGCAGUAGUAGCAAUACGAAUUUAGCUGCUGUUGGCAGAUCCGUUACACUAUCCAGUAGUAAUUGGAGAUUGACAGCAGGAUCAGCACCAACCACACCAAGGCCAACACCACCUGUGUCGCCUCAACGAUGGUCUAGGCGACUUUCCAGACAAACGCCACAAUUACCUGUACCAUCGGAAGCCCAUUCUUCGAUGACGUAGCAGCAAAAUGCAAUCACCCUUUCCAGUCUUUUGGAAUGAAACUAUAUAUAUAUAGAUGAAGAUCUUUGAAAAGAAAUAGUACAGCUCUCUUGAAAAAUGUAAGACAAGUUGUAUUAAAUUUUGUUCUUCGAGUUUUAAAUUUGUCAGACUGACAAGAAUGAUCUUGGAAAGAUAUAACUAUUUUUGAAAAUAGAUCUAACAACUAUCCACUGAUAAGCGAUCAUUUUAUGCGUCUAUUCUGCUUCUAAAUCGAAUUCAAAUUUGUACUUUCGAAUAAUUGGGUUGUUAAUCAGUCGCCUUAUAAUAAGAUGUCAAUGAAUAAAAUGACAUGUCGCGGUUGAAAUACUAUGAAAACUGGAUAGUUUGUAUAUCAUACGGGUCUAACGGGUUCACAAUUGAUGAGAUUGAUAAUACAUCAAGAAAUUGGAUAAAGGGUUGAAUGGAAUUGGCUGUUUGUUAGAAUAAAGUAAAGAGGAAAAACUUAGACCGAUUUUCUACGUUUGUAAAAUCCAUCACUUUUAUCGUACUGUGAAAAAAACAAAAGACAAGAACAAAAUUAAUGUACAGAGUUAUUACUUGGUGAAAGAGGAAAGAGAAGGGAAGGGAUAUUUCGUUGACAUGGGAUGAACUAAUUGUAAAGAUCAAAGCGAAGUGUGAUAUGUUGUUUUUAUCAUGUUAUCCCAUCACCAAAUUUUGUUCGCAACCGUCCAAAUAAUUGUUGGCUUUGUAGCGGGAUCGCGUUGUUUAUCGCGAAUCGUUGUUGACACUCUGAAAGAUAUAUACAUAUAUAAAACAUAUGUAAAUAUAAUACAUAUUAUACACCAUGGCCCGAGUGUCACGUUGUUACGAAAAGGAUUUUCAAAGGAUAACAACAUAUAGUUAUAUAUAUAAAUAGAAGACAAAGAAAUAAGAAGAACAAGCAAAUAAAUAUAUAUAUAUAUAUAAAUA
Messenger RNA from Polistes dominula (European paper wasp), 2870 nucleotides. RefSeq lists its product as uncharacterized. Gene Ontology annotation, molecular function: protein tyrosine phosphatase activity. Lineage: Eukaryota; Metazoa; Arthropoda; Insecta; Hymenoptera; Vespidae. Gene Ontology annotation, cellular component: cytosol. Gene Ontology annotation, biological process: protein dephosphorylation; signal transduction. The record is from RefSeq and is a predicted model, not a curated record.